This is a messenger RNA of Sesamum indicum (sesame), 1828 nucleotides long. Its product is annotated as elongation factor Tu, chloroplastic. Gene Ontology annotation, biological process: mitochondrial translational elongation. Gene Ontology annotation, molecular function: GTPase activity; GTP binding; translation elongation factor activity. NCBI's taxonomy places the organism in Eukaryota, Viridiplantae, Streptophyta, Magnoliopsida, Lamiales, Pedaliaceae. Gene Ontology annotation, cellular component: mitochondrion. The record is from RefSeq and is a predicted model, not a curated record.
AGGUAGAAAUGGAUAGAAAGCGUAGACACCACACAGACUGCUUCUCACUAUAUCCGCUCCUCUAAUCCCCCCACUCUUCAUCCACUCUCUCUACGCUCCCCAUCCUCCGUUGUCCGCCAUGGCCUCAAUCGCCGCUACCACUUCUGCCGCUGCUGUGGUGAAGCUCGCCCACCUCUCUACCACCCCUUCUCUCUCAAAUCCCGCUUCGUCUAAACCCACUAAAAUUAUUCUUUCCUCUUCCUUUACUCCCUCCUCCACCACCCUCUUCCUCCGCCCCACCACCACCACCAGCCAACGCACCCUCCGCCGCUUCUCCGUCCGCGCCGCCCGCGGCAAGUUCGAGCGGAAGAAACCCCACGUUAAUAUCGGCACCAUCGGCCAUGUCGACCACGGGAAGACCACACUCACUGCUGCUCUCACAAUGGCCUUAGCCUCCCUUGGAAACUCCGCCCCCAAGAAAUAUGACGAAAUUGACGCUGCCCCUGAAGAAAGAGCCCGUGGUAUCACUAUCAACACGGCCACUGUUGAGUACGAGACUGAGAACCGGCACUACGCCCACGUCGACUGCCCUGGCCACGCGGAUUAUGUUAAGAAUAUGAUUACUGGGGCUGCCCAAAUGGAUGGAGCAAUUUUGGUGGUGUCUGGGGCUGAUGGGCCGAUGCCGCAGACGAAGGAACACAUUCUGUUGGCUAAACAGGUUGGAGUUCCGAAUAUGGUGGUUUUCUUGAAUAAACAAGAUCAGGUUGAUGAUGAGGAGUUGCUUCAGUUGGUGGAAUUGGAGGUAAGGGAACUGCUUUCCUCUUAUGAGUUUCCUGGUGAUGAUAUUCCGAUUGUGUCUGGUUCUGCUUUGCUUGCUUUGGAGGCUUUGAUGGCAAAUCCAGGGAUUAAGAGGGGAGAGAAUGAGUGGGUAGAUAAAAUUUAUCAAUUGAUGGACGAAGUGGAUAAUUACAUCCCUAUUCCUCAGAGACAGACUGAUUUACCAUUCUUGAUGGCCAUUGAGGAUGUUUUCUCGAUUACAGGUAGAGGAACGGUAGCUACCGGGAGAGUCGAGAGAGGUACGAUUAAGGUGGGUGAUACAGUAGAUAUUGUGGGUUUGAGGGAUACAAAGAGCACAACCGUUACUGGAGUUGAGAUGUUCCAGAAGACUUUGGAUGAGGCCAUGGCUGGGGACAACGUGGGAUUGUUGUUGAGAGGUGUUCAGAAGGAUGAUAUUCAGAGAGGAAUGGUUUUGGCGAAGCCCGGAACCAUUACUCCACACAGGAAGUUUAUGGCUAUUGUUUAUGUGUUGAAGAAAGAGGAGGGUGGACGACACUCACCGUUCUUUUCGGGCUACAGGCCUCAGUUUUACAUGAGAACUACCGAUGUGACAGGGAAAGUGAAUACCAUCAUGAACGACAAGGAUGAGGAAUCGAAGAUGGUCAUGCCCGGUGACCGUGUGAAAAUGGAGGUCGAGCUUAUUACCCCAAUUGCUUGUGAGCAGGGAAUGAGAUUUGCUAUCAGAGAAGGAGGCAAGACUGUGGGUGCCGGUGUCAUUCAAUCCAUUAUUGAGUAAAGGGUGAGCUUCACUUGACAGUGUAUGCCCGAUUUUGCCAAUUUCGGUUGUGUCGCUGGCUGCAAGAUCUUCUGUUUAUUUGUCAUAUAUGAUGGAGGAUUUUUUGGGUUAUUGUUAUGCAUUAGUGAAUUAGUUUAGCUCAAGAACAUUGUUGUCAUAAUUGAAUGGAAUAUUUUACUUUUGUUUCAAUUACUUGUGCUGUGCUCUGAGCAAUUAUAGUAUAGCCCUCUCAACUAUUGGAGAAAAUGAAGUCUCUCUUCUUUGGUUUGCAGAGCU